Molecule: messenger RNA, 2895 nt
Organism: Sorex araneus (European shrew)
Lineage: Eukaryota; Metazoa; Chordata; Mammalia; Eulipotyphla; Soricidae
Gene: SOX30
Product: SRY-box transcription factor 30
Exons: 5
Coding region: 1-2250 (749 amino acids)
Biological process (GO): regulation of transcription by RNA polymerase II
Cellular component (GO): nucleus
Molecular function (GO): DNA-binding transcription factor activity, RNA polymerase II-specific; sequence-specific double-stranded DNA binding
Source: RefSeq, a predicted model, not a curated record
AUGGAGAGAGCCCGGCCGGAGCCGCCGCGCCAACUGCCGCGGGCAGCCCCUCCGCGCCCGCUGCGCCCCGCUCCGCCGCCGCUCGACGGCGCCGCCUUUCGGGGGGCCGCGGCCGAGCCCCCCCGGUCGCCGCCCGCGCCGUGCGCCGCCGCCCUUGCGGCCGUGGCCUCGCCGUGCGGGGACGCCGCGGCGCCGGGCGUGCAGCCCGCGGCUCGGCGCCUGCUGCAGGUGAAGACGGAGCAGGUGCUGCUGCUGCCGCCGCCGUCGGCCCGGGACGACGGGCCCGCCGGGGCCCCCGCGCAGGCGCGGCUGCUGCCGCUGAGGCCCGAGCUGCUGCUGCUGCCGCCGCCGCCGCCGCCGGCGCCCCCCGACGGCGCCCCCUGCAGGCCCGACGCCCACCCGCCCGCGGCCCGGGCGCCGCCCGUCAAGGCCGAGCAGCCCGAGCCGGGGCCCGGGCCGCAGCCGGCGGGGGCGGCGCGGGCCUGCAGGGGGGCCCCCGACGGCCGCCGCGGCGGGGACGAGAAGCCGGGUCGCUGGGAGGCGGCCGACGGCCCGAGCGACGCGGCGGAAGGCGGCGGCGGCGGCGGCAUCAAGACGGAGGAGCCCGAGCGGGGCCGCGAGGACGGGCGCCCGGGCCCCGCCGAGCCCCCCGCGGCCAAUGGGCUGGCGCCCGGCGCCAAGGAGCUGCUGCUGGCCCCGCCGCCCGGCGCCUUCGGGCCGCCGCCCCCGCCGCCCCCGCCGCCGCCGCCGCCGGACCUGCGCCUCCCACUCACGCUCCAUCCAGUCCCGCCCGGGGCCCGCAUCCAGUUCCAGGGGCCGCCGCCCCCCGAGCUGAUCCGGCUGACCAAGGUCCCCCUGGCCCCGGUGCCCAUCAAGAUGCAGUCCUUGCUGGAGCCGUCGGUCAAGAUCGAGACCAAAGACGUGCCGCUCACCGUGCUGCCCUCAGACGCAGGAAUACCAGACACUCCCUUCAGUAAGGACAGAAAUGGUCAUGUGAAGCGACCCAUGAACGCGUUUAUGGUUUGGGCAAGGAUCCACCGGCCAGCACUAGCCAAAGCUAACCCAGCCGCCAACAAUGCAGAAAUCAGUGUCCAGCUCGGGCUAGAGUGGAACAAACUUAGUGAAGAGCAAAAGAAACCCUAUUAUGAUGAAGCACAAAAGAUUAAAGAAAAACACAGAGAGGAGUUUCCUGGAUGGGUUUACCAGCCUCGCCCAGGGAAGCGAAAACGCUUCCCUCUAAGUGUUUCCAAUGUGUUUUCUGGUACCACACAGAAUAUCAUCUCUACAAAUCCUACAACAGUCUACCCUUACCGCUCACCCACCUACUCUGUGGUAAUUCCCAGCCUACAGAACACCAUCACUCAUCCUGUUGGUGACGCGCCCCCGGCCAUCCAGCUGCCCACACCCGCGGUCCAGCGGCCCCGCCCCAUCACGCUCUUCCAGCCCAGCGUCUCCAGUGCUGCCCCGGUGGCCGUCCCGCCUCCCAGCCUGCCCCUGCGCCCGGCGCCCCCGCCCCAGCGCUUCGCGGGGCCCUCCCCGACGGACCCUCCCCGGCCGCACUCCGGGGCCAGCCGCCCGGUGAAGCGACCCACCCCCGUCUCCCUGGACAGCGGCAGCAGGAUCCCGGCCAGCGCCAGCACCGGCCACGCCAGAUUCGCCGCCUCCACCGUCACGCCCCCGAAGGAGUACCCCAGCGUCUCCACGUGUCCCCGGAGCGCGCCCGUGCCCCCGGCUCCGCCCCUGCCGCACUCGCACGUCUACCAGCCCCCUCCCCUGGGCCACCCGGCCACGCUGUUUGGGACACCGCCGCGGUUCUCUUUCCAUCACCCCUACUUCCUCCCUGGACCUCACUACUUCCCGUCAAGCACCUGCCCUUAUAGUCGCCCUCCCUUUGGCUACGGGAAUUUCCCAAGCUCCAUGCCAGAAUGCCUCGGUUAUUACGAAGACAGAUACCAAAAGCACGAGGCCAUGUUUUCCGCCUUAAACAGAGACUAUCCCUUUAGAGACUACCCAGAGGAACGCACGCACAGCGAGGACUCUCGGAGUUGUGAGAGCCUGGACGGGACCCCUUACUACAACAGUAACAGCCACGGUGGGGAAGAGUACCUGGGCCCCAUGCCACAGCUGGACAUGGGCGCCCUGGAGCACGUCUUCACGGCCCCGGCGGCGGCGGCUCCUUCCAGCAUCCAGAAAGUCAACGUGACCGACAGUGAUGAGGAGGAUGAAGAAAAAGUGCUCAGGAAUUUAUAAUUUAAAAAAAAACAAAAUAUGCACAGAAAAUAAACAUUUCUUAAAAUAUCUGCUGGGUCAGUUGGUGUGAGAGAGAAAGGAGAAAAAACAAAACAAAACAAAACAAAACAAAAAAGCUCUGAAUGCUUUUUUCUGGGAGUUUUCAGCCCCAGUUUGAGGAGUCCAGAGCCAAAAAAGCCAAACCCAAUUUGUGUCUUCAUAAAGUUUUGAUUAGUGAAACUGGAGUCCUGAUGUGUCAUCGUAGGAGUAUGUAAGAUAUGAAAUGGUUUAUUCUUCUGGCUGAAAUUUGCAUCCACCUUACUUAUCUUGGAACGUGCAAAAGUCCUGAAUCCUCACAGCUGCACGCGUGGGGCCGGGGCGGGGAUAUGUCUCUGGCAUGACAAGUCUGAUUUGUAUUUUAUCCCAGGAUACAUUUUUUUUUCUGGUGUGUUUAUGUAAUACUAUGGAUAUUGUCAGUUCCUCUGUAACAUUUUGAAAAUAUUUUGAUAAAUUUUUAGUAGUGAGAUUGGGACUCAGUGACUAAAUUUCAUUUACAUGAAUAACCAAUUCUCUUGCAAAUAUGUUUUCAUGGCACCUGGUGGCUGAUUCCCUCAGCUCAAUUAUUCUGUUCCUAAAUAUUUUUAAUCACCUUUUUUUUUUGCGUAA